Molecule: messenger RNA, 2252 nt
Organism: Pogona vitticeps (central bearded dragon)
Lineage: Eukaryota; Metazoa; Chordata; Lepidosauria; Squamata; Agamidae
Product: tRNA N(3)-cytidine methyltransferase METTL2
Molecular function (GO): tRNA (cytidine-N3)-methyltransferase activity
Source: RefSeq, a predicted model, not a curated record
ACUAGAGAAGCGCCGCGAGCAAAAGCAAAGCGUGCCUGGCGUGCCGUGUUGCGCAUGCGUGUCGUGCGGCCCGUCGUAAACUACCCAUCUCGGAACCUGCGGGAGUUGAUUUUGGAGCGAGGUGCUCGCGGGCGACCUGCUUCCGGGUACCCUCCUCCUACCCGUCCCGUGCUUUGCCUUAUUGUUCUUCCCUUAUGGCGGCAGGCAGCGAAGAUGGCUGGAAAAGAAAACAAUUUGGCAAUCGUUUCCUCACCGAUCCGGCUCGCCUUUUCCAACAUAACGCCUGGGAUAACGUAGAAUGGUCUGAAGAACAGGAAGCUGCUGCCCAAGCAAAGGUCCAAGAGAACAGCUCAGAGUUUGUAUCGCAAGAUCAGCAAGAUGUUUAUGAGAUGAAUGCCCACAAAUACUGGAAUGACUUCUAUAAAACCCAUGAAAAUGGUUUUUUCAAGGACCGACACUGGCUGUUCACUGAAUUCCCGGAGUUGGCGCCAAAUCAGCAUAACAGCCACGUUGCCAUAUGUGCCUCUCAGGACACUGUAGAAGAUGGCAAAAAAAUAGGCUCUGGGUGUUGCAAUGACAAUGGAGUCACCUCAGUGGAGCCUGAGGUCUCCAAAAAUCUAGAUGGGGAGAAAAACAGCAACAGUCCUUUCUACCACUUGAACACAAAAGAUGAAAUAGGAACACAGAAGCUAGAGGAAGAAAAACUAAGAGAGAUUGACUUCCCAGGCUCAUCUGCUACUUACCGUAUACUAGAGGUGGGAUGUGGUGCAGGAAAUACAGUCUUUCCUAUCCUCCAGACCAACAAUGAUCCAGGCUUGUUUGUGUACUGCUGUGACUUCUCUACUACAGCAGUGGACCUUGUCAAGGCCCAUCCCGAAUAUGAUACUUCUCGCUGCUUUGCCUUCGUUCAUGACUUGAGCAACAAUGGAACCCCCUUUCCAAUGCCUGAUGAGUGUCUUGACGUGGUGGUUCUCAUAUUUGUUCUUUCAGCAGUUCUUCCAGAAACAAUGCAGUGCAUAAUCAACAGGCUUAGCCGGCUUCUAAAACCUGGUGGAAUGAUUUUGUUACGAGAUUAUGGCCGUUAUGAUCUGGCUCAGCUUCGCUUUAAGAAAGGUCAGUGUCUAGCUGAUAACUUCUAUGUGAGAGGAGAUGGCACCCGAGUUUAUUUUUUCACACAAGAUGAGUUGGAUUUGCUCUUCUCUACUGCUGGUUUGGAGAAAGUUCAGAAUUUGGUGGACCGCCGUCUUCAGGUUAAUAGAGGAAAACAAGUUAGCAUGUAUCGUGUUUGGAUCCAGUGUAAAUACCGCAAGCCGCACAAGCCAAAGGCAGACCACACAAGAACUCUCUAGCACAGAGGAUAACCUCUCACCAUUGUGGUUGAACAUAAUGAGGACCUCCAUGUUGGGGAGCUGGCCCAUAAUGGAAGAAGGGAAAUAAUCAGACUCAGUGUAGCAGUACAAUUCCAUUGUGCUUGUGUCAGAGGCAGAAUAUUUACUGCCAAAAACCUCAACAUUUUGUUUUGUUUUACAAUUUGUGGGUUGGGUGGGAAAAUGCUAAAUAUUUGUAAUGACUUUGAACACAACUUGCAGCGCCAUUCUUGGGGUCUCUUGAUUCCGGGAGUGCCCAGGAAAACUGAUCCUGGUGGCUGCACUGGUUCUUGCAUUCUCUAAUCUUUAGCUGCAGCCUCAACAUGGCUAUAACGAAAAUUUUUAUCUAGCAACUGCAAAAUCAGGACUGUUCUUUUGGUCAUCAGUUCAGUUCCUCAUGUCUACAUUACCCAAAUUGCAGUGCAGGGAGGCAAGGAAGUGCCAGCCGGGCUACUUAUGCGAUUGGCAUGGCAGGAAUGAUUACGGCCCUGCAUGCCAUGCCAUGAACAGUAAGUGGACUGGCCGGUUCUGAAGGCUGGGGUCUAAAGGGCCCAGCCACCUAUGAUGGUGAUAUUCAUAUUUGUCUCCUCUGGAAGACGAAUACAAAUAUCCCAUCUGUACUGACUGAGGUUUCGGAGGACAAACAGAUGGGUAUGUAACAGAACCACUGCAAAAGAUCAAUUGCAAAGUGUCUAUCCCAACUUUAUAUCCUUGGAAAAAGAAGAAGCAUAUUUCUCUGAAAAGACACAGUUCACCAAAGCCAGUCAGUCAGCUUGUAGACUUGUCAUUCUCCUUAGCUGAGAUGAGAUGUACAAUACAGAAUAGUGGAUGCUAGGAGAUCUUUAUGCCAGUGGCGGAGUAAGAAUAAAUCUCUCCUUACAUGUC